AUUUCCAGAACUAUCUGCGCACACAGACAGGCAGCACAACUACGAUCAACAUCAUCAUCUGCACUGUUGACUAUCUGCUCAGACUACAGGAGUCUAUCAGUGACUUCUACUGGUAUUACUCUGGGAAGGAUAUCAUUGAUGAACCAGGCAAGAGAAACUUUUCUAAGGCAAUGACGGUUGCUAAACAGGUUUUCAACAGCCUGACAGAGUAUAUCCAGGGUCCUUGCACUGGUAAUCAGCAGUCUCUGGCUCACAGCAGAUUGUGGGAUGCAGUGGUGGGCUUCUUGCAUGUGUUCGCACACAUGAUGAUGAAGCUAGCACAGAAAACCCCGGAAUUUUCCUGGAAAGAUUUCCAGAACUAUCUGCGCACACAGACAGGCAGCACAACUACGAUCAACAUCAUCAUCUGCACUGUUGACUAUCUGCUCAGACUACAGGAGUCUAUCAGUGACUUCUACUGGUAUUACUCUGGGAAGGAUAUCAUUGAUGAACCAGGCAAGAGAAACUUUUCUAAGGCAAUGACGGUUGCUAAACAGGUUUUCAACAGCCUGACAGAGUAUAUCCAGGGUCCUUGUACCGGUAAUCAGCAGUCUCUGGCUCACAGCAGGUUGUGGGAUGCCGUGGUGGGCUUCUUGCAUGUGUUCGCACACAUGAUGAUGAAGCUAGCACAGAUGCACCCUGACCAAGGACUCCGAAAUGGCGAUCAUUUCUGGAGUAGAACACAUUCUGAGGACUCCAGUCAAAUUGGUUUGUUGAAGGAGCUUCUGGAUCUGCAGAAAGACAUGGUGGUGAUGCUUCUAUCUCUACUGGAGGGUAAUGUUGUGAAUGGCACAAUUGCUCGCCAGAUGGUUGACAUGCUGGUUGAGUCAUCCAGCAAUGUAGAGAUGAUUCUCAAGUUCUUCGACAUGUUCCUCAAACUGAAGGAUAUUGUGGCAUCGGAUGCCUUCCGUGACUAUGUGACGGACCCUCGUGGCCUCAUCUCCAAGAAGGACUUCUCCAAGGCUAUGGACAGUCAGAAGCAGUACACACCAUCUGAGAUCCAGUUCCUGCUCUCUUGCUCUGAAGCCGAUGAGAACGAGAUGAUAAAUUUUGAGGAGUUUGCUGAUCGCUUCCAAGAGCCAGCCAAAGACAUCGGCUUCAACAUUGCUGUGCUACUCACCAACCUGUCUGAGCACGUUCCUCAUGACACCCGCUUGCAGAACUUUUUGGAGCAAGCUGAGAGUGUCCUGAACUACUUCCGACCCUUCCUGGGCCGUAUCGAGAUCAUGGGCGCCAGCAAGAGGAUCGAACGCAUUUACUUUGAAAUCAGCGAGGCCAACCGCAACCAGUGGGAGAUGCCUCAGGUCAGAGAGUCCAAGCGGCAGUUCAUCUUUGAUGUCGUCAAUGAGGGUGGUGAGUCUGAGAAGAUGGAGCUCUUUGUGAACUUCUGCGAGGACACCAUCUUUGAGAUGAACAUUGCCUCGCAGAUCUCAGAGCAGGAGGAGGAGGUGAUCGAAGAUGAGGAUGAAGAAGAUGAGGAGGAGAGCAGUGGCGGCGGAAAUGGAGCGGGAGAAGGAGAAGAAGGGAAUGGAGAAGUAGCACCACCUGAAUCCAGCUCAGCCUUUACAGACUUCAUCAAGGGCGUAAUGAAUUUCAUUAACCUCUUCACUUUCCGCAAUCUCAGACGCCGUUACCGCAAAAUCAGGAAAAUGACCAUAAAGGACAUGAUUGUUGGUCUGGUGAUGUUGCUCUAUACUGUCCUCUUUGGCAUCCUGCACUUCAUGUACAGCAUCUGCCGAGGUUUCUUCAUGCUCAUCUGGAACACUCUCUUUGGGGGAGGUCUGGUGGAGGGAGCUAAGAAGAUGACAUUGACAGAAAUUCUGACUAACAUGCCCGACCCAACUCAAGAUGAGGUGCACGGUGACCUUCCACCUGAGCCAGGAGCAAGAAAAGCACAAGAAUCAGGUGGAGCUGCUGAGGGAGAGGAGGGAACAGGAGGAGGAGAGGAGGAAGCCGAAGAGGGAGAAGAGGAUGAUGGUGGAAGACCUGGUUUUGGUCCUCACGGCGGUCUAGGAGAUAUGGGAGAAACUGAGCCAGAGGAGCCUCCGACUCCAGAAGGCAGCCCACUGCUGAAGAGGAAGCUGGUGAGUGAAGAAGCAGAGGAAGAAGAAGUAGAAGAGGAGAAAGUAGAGGAAGAAGCAGCCCCUGAACCCGAAAAAGCAGAUGCUGAAAAUGGAGAAAAGGCCGAGGAGGAGGCAGAACCUGAGCCAGAGGAAAAACCAGAUGAAGAGCAAGAGGAGAAAAAAGCAAAGGCUAAAGCAAAGAAAGGCAAGAAGAAAGAGGAAGAGGGCUUUGAACUAUGGAAUGAACUUGAAGUCCAAAGAAACAAGUUCAUGAACUAUUUGUCUCGUAAUUUCUACAACCUGCGCUUCCUGGCUCUCUUCAUCGCCUUUGCACUCAACUUCAUUCUGCUCUUCUACAGGGUAUCUGACAGCCCGCCUGGAGAAGAGGAGGAGUUUGAGGGUUCGGCUGUGUUUGAGGGUUCUGGCAUAUUUGAGGGCUCUGGUGUGUUUGAGGGCUCUGGGAUCUUUGAGGGCUCUGCUGGAGAAGCUGAAGGUUCUGGAAUGGAGGAGAAUGGAGAGGAAGAAGGGUUUGUCUACUACUUCCUGGAGGAGAGCACUGGAUAUAUGGAGCCCGCUUUGGCCUUUUUUUCCAUCUUACACACCAUCAUUUCCUUCCUGUGCAUCAUCGGCUACAACUGUCUGAAGGUUCCUUUGGUCAUCUUUAAGAGAGAGAAGGAACUGGCCCGAAAACUGGAGUUUGACGGUCUGUACGUAACUGAACAACCAGAAGAUGACGACAUCAAGGGCCAGUGGGACAGACUUGUCCUCAAUACACCGUCUUUCCCGAACAACUACUGGGACAAAUUUGUGAAGAGAAAGGUGCUAGAGAAGUAUGGCGAUAUCUACGGUAGAGAAAGAAUCGCUGAACUUCUGGGCAUGGAUCUAGCUUCCCUUGAUGUCAGCGCUAUGACACACGAGAAGAAGCCUCAGCAUGAUCCCUCAAUAUUCACAUGGUUGACAUCUAUUGACAUGAAAUACCAGAUCUGGAAAUUUGGAGUGGUGUUCACUGAUAAUACGUUCCUGUAUCUGGUUUGGUAUCUGGUCAUGUCACUGCUUGGCCACUACAACAACUUCUUCUUCGCCUGUCAUCUGUUGGACAUUGCUAUGGGUGUCAAAACCCUGCGCACCAUCCUGUCUUCUGUAACCCACAAUGGCAAACAGCUGCUGAUGACGGUGGGUCUGCUGGCUGUGGUGGUCUACCUCUACACCGUGGUGGCCUUCAAUUUCUUCCGAAAGUUCUACAACAUGAGUGAGGAUGAAGACGAACCGGAUAUGAAGUGUGACGACAUGAUGACUUGUUAUCUGUUCCAUAUGUACGUGGGUGUGCGAGCUGGUGGUGGUAUAGGAGACGAGAUCGAGGAUGCGGCCGGAGACGAGUAUAAACUUUAUCGUGUGGUCUUUGACAUCACCUUCUUCUUUUUUGUCAUUGUCAUCCUGCUGGCUAUCAUUCAAGGUCUGAUCAUUGAUGCCUUCGGUGAGCUGAGAGAUCAGCAGGAGCAGGUCCGAGAGGACAUGGAGACUAAAUGUUUCAUCUGUGGAAUUGGAAGCGACAACUUUGACUCGACUCCGCAUGGCUUCGAGACGCACACGAUGGAGGAGCACAAUUUAGCCAAUUACAUGUUCUUCCUGAUGUAUUUAAUCAAUAAAGACGAAACAGAACACACAGGACAAGAGUCAUAUGUAUGGAAAAUGUACCAGGAGCGAUGCUGGGACUUCUUCCCAGCUGGUGACUGUUUCAGGAAGCAGUAUGAGGAUCAACUUGGCUAAUUCUACAGCCUUGAAAGUGUGUGUUUGUGUACAAGUAUCAUUUCAGGAAUGAGGGUCAAAGAGGAAAUUAUGAAAAAUAGGCAAAAGAAGGGAACGAGAUAAAUGACCAAGUGCAGCCUUAAUUUGACUCUCACAACCCUCAUCUUCAGCCAACACAUCACACAGACCACACAAACUCACUCAUAAUAUUUAAAACCUUUGAUUUCCCCGUGUUUGACUAAACGGGAGAAAAAGAGCUAAGACUGAGCAUCAAAAGAAAGUAUUUUAAAAUGUAUAUAUAUAUACACACACACUACAUGGCCUUUACCUUUUAAAUCAAAUCAAGCCUAAAUGAACAAACACUCCUAAACAAAGCCUUCCAUUCCUCUCUGUUUUGUUUGUCACUAUGAAUCUAAAAAAUCUCAGUACCUAAUGUUGA
Molecule: messenger RNA, 4287 nt
Organism: Sinocyclocheilus anshuiensis
Lineage: Eukaryota; Metazoa; Chordata; Actinopteri; Cypriniformes; Cyprinidae
Product: ryanodine receptor 1-like
Exons: 26
Biological process (GO): release of sequestered calcium ion into cytosol by sarcoplasmic reticulum; striated muscle contraction; intracellular calcium ion homeostasis
Cellular component (GO): calcium channel complex; sarcoplasmic reticulum membrane; sarcolemma
Molecular function (GO): ryanodine-sensitive calcium-release channel activity
Source: RefSeq, a predicted model, not a curated record